AUGUUGGGGAUUUUCAACUGCUUCUGGUGGAGUGGGGCAAAUUUAUGCUUCACUGAGCCACCUCUCAACACAAAUUUACCUGAUGUCCCAUUACAGGUCAGUCACCCUGGCAAGACCAGCCUGGAUUACUACAGGAAUGACAGCACAGUGCUGUCUCUGUAUGGAAGCCCGGUGAAUGCCACGGACUUAACGUGCGACAAAAGGCAGGUCAGGCAGUUCGCUCGAGCCUUCCUGCCGGUGUUUUUCUGGAUCAUCUUCUCAGUAGGCACGGUGGGAAAUGCCUUGGUCAUGCUUGUCUACUGCAAGCACCGCUUCAGGAGGAGCAUGAUGGACCGGUACCUGCUGCACUUGGCCAUUGCAGACCUGCUCCUCCUCUUCGCCCUCCCGUUCUGGGCCAAAGCUGCCUCCGAUGGCUGGAUCUUCAAGAACUUCAUGUGCAAAGUCGUCAACAGCAUGUAUAAGAUCAACUUCUACGGCUGCACCUUGUUUCUAACCUGCAUCAGCUUUGACAGGUACAUCACUAUUGUCCAGGUGACAAAAGCUAAAACUUCUAAGCGAAGGCGGCUCCUGCGCAGCAAACUCAUGUGCUUGGCUGUUUGGCUGACGUCCAUAAGCCUGUGCAUCCCAGAAAUCAUCUACAGCCAGAGCGCACGUGUGGGUGACGUAACGGUUUGCAAACUUACGUACCCACCAAACGUCAGCGUGACCUUCAGAGUUACGGUCCUGGCCUUGAAAGUCACAAUUGGGUUCUUCCUCCCGCUCCUUGUCAUGGUUAUUUGUUACACUCUUAUCAUCAACACCCUCCUGCAAGCCAGAAGAUCCCAAAAGCAGAAGUCCCUGAAGAUCAUCACCAUGAUCAUCACCGCUUUCCUCCUCUCUCAGUUCCCCUACAAUGUUGUUUUGCUGAUCAAAGCCAUCAACAGCUACACCAGGCUGGCGUACAGCUGUCAGGCUGCUGACCGCCUGGACAUCGGGCUGCAGGUCACCCAGAGCAUUGCCUUCCUCCACAGCUGCCUCAACCCCUUCCUCUACGUCUUCGCUGGGGAGCGCUUCAGGACGGCGCUGGGCAGGACGAUGCGGAGCGGCGUCGGCGCUGCCGGCGCAGACCGAGAGCGGUGCUCCUCCACCUGCAGCAGCCAGGAGCACAGCUCAGACUGGUCCUUUGCCAUGCUGGGCAGGCGGCGGGUGAGAAGCUCCCUGACCCUCGGCACCCACUUCACCUCCUCCGUUAUGCCCCCCCCUUGCCAAGUCUUCUGA
This is a messenger RNA of Eurypyga helias (sunbittern), 1257 nucleotides long. RefSeq names its product C-C chemokine receptor type 9-like. The record is from RefSeq and is a predicted model, not a curated record. NCBI's taxonomy places the organism in Eukaryota, Metazoa, Chordata, Aves, Eurypygiformes, Eurypygidae. Gene Ontology annotation, cellular component: membrane. Gene Ontology annotation, biological process: immune response; chemotaxis; G protein-coupled receptor signaling pathway. Gene Ontology annotation, molecular function: chemokine receptor activity; chemokine binding; scavenger receptor activity.